Messenger RNA from Lindgomyces ingoldianus, 1341 nucleotides. RefSeq lists its product as uncharacterized. The coding region runs from base 1 to 1341 and encodes 446 amino acids. The record is from RefSeq and is a predicted model, not a curated record. The transcript is spliced from 11 exons. Lineage: Eukaryota; Fungi; Ascomycota; Dothideomycetes; Pleosporales; Lindgomycetaceae.
AUGUUGUUGCGUUGUCUUUUCAAGAGAAGGGGCUGGGCACGAAAGGCUUCCUACGAUUGGCCAGGCCUCGGUUAUGCCAGGACGAUUCAACUGGUUCAAUCAUUUACUAUUUCCUCUGUACUGAAAUGGCCCAGGGAUCUGAAGGGCAAAGCGACUGGAUCACGUUCGCCAACACCCAGUUUCAGGGCUUCGACAUUUGCCCGUCAUGCUUCAGCACAUCAAUACAACACACUAAAUACUCAAGCUACUUUGUUAGGAAAGAUCCAAGUUCAACAGGCAUGGUGUUGGAUCCUACAAUCUCAAGACAUAUCCACCCUUGCCCUUCUCGCCAUUGUUGCCAAUGUCUCCAGACCAGAUAGUCCAUGUCCUAAUGGCGUCAAUGUCUCUUCUGUACGGCCGGAUAAGGUGGAGGUAACGCGAUUGUGGUAUAGCAUCCGCAACCCGGACGAUCUCGGAAACUUAAUGGAUCAAUUCACAAUUUGCUCCCUCUGCGUCACCAGCAUCUACAAACUGUUACUGUCCGUGGCAAAGGCUAGGCCAUUCAUAUCCGUAUCCUCGUCUCCUUGCGCUGGCAGCUGCGAUAUCCUGCCAGGACUUUCGCGCCGAUCAAGCCUUUACAUUAGUCGCCUUAUGGCUGCGGAAUGGGAUGCGCUGGCGAGUGAAACGGCUGCAGACCCGGAAAAUUUCUCAAGGACGGUCUCUCGGUUUGCUCACAAUGCGGAAUGCGUGGGGAAUGAGCUUGCUUAUGGCAAGUGCUACACAUACCACGGAUUCCGGGCUUUGCGGUGUCCACGCAUUGAGAGCGGAUCAGACCUUGCGUCCAUGUUUGGCUUCCCUGUUGAUGCACCUCAAGGGUUCUAUUGCCAAUUGUACUCUCAACGCAUGAGGGAUAUUUGGAAUAAGGCUGCCUGCAAGAUUCAGGCUGAAUAUCACGAGAGCAUGGCCACCAUGGAACAGAGUUUGGAAUUUAGCCGCACAUUAUGUACACAGAUUGCAACUGGCGACAUCCCAACGACGGACUUCAGCAAAUUCAACAGGCUACAGGAAGCGGCACGGCAUGAGGGAAUGGAAAAUAUAAUAGGAAUAGGAUCCAAAAUUUUGCACGAAUUGUACACUGUUAAUCUACUCAAACCUCGAUCGGACGGUUGGAUCUUCUUCGAAGUGAAUGUACUGGUCGUUGUGCUACCACUGAACUUCUAUAUAUACACUAAGAUGUCUCACCCCUUCCACGCAUUGCUUGAUCAAAAUCAAAUCCAGCAUGUAAAUCGCGCUGCAUCUACGUUUAACGGCCAUCUUCGGCAGGCGGAGUGGCUGCCAAUUCCCCCUUUCCUAAGCGGUUAA